UUCCACUCUCACUCUCUGUUUCUUCCAUUUUUAAGCCCCCUCUUCUUCCUUCUUCCCACUCUUCAUUCUUCUCCCUUUCUUACAUCUUUCAUUCUUCCUCUCUUACUUACCCAUGGCCCAGGAGACUCUUAACUCUGAAUCACCACCCGCUGCCCCCGCCCAGGAAUUGUCUGUGGUUGUCGAGAAGCCUCAAGUUACUGAGAAAGAGCCACAACCCUCCGCACCUGCUCCCCUGCCGGAGCCUGAGGUUCCCGAGAAGCCGGCUGUUGUUGCUGUUGAAGAAGAAGCUGUUGAAGUUGAGAAGCCCAAGGUUGAAGAAAAGGAAGAAACUAAGAUAACCCAGUCUGUUUCCUUCAAAGAGGAAACUAAUAUCGCUGGUGAACUUCCUGAGCCUCAAAAGAAGGCCCUUGAUGAGCUUAAGCAGCUUAUUCAAGAAGCCCUUAACAACCACGAGUUCACUGCCAAACCCGAAGCAGAAGAAAAACCUGUAGCUGAGCCUGAGCCAAAGAAAGAAGAAGAAGAAAACAAGGAAGAGAAGAAAGAAGAAAAAGAGGAAGAGACACCUGCUGCUGCAAUUUCAGAAGAACCCAAGAUAGUAACGGAUGCACCCGCCGCUGUUGAAGUCAAGGAAGAAGAGAAUACUCCUCCUCCACCACCACCAGCCGAGGCUCCCGCGGCCGAAGUGGUUGUGGUGGAAACAGAGGUCGCUGAAAAAGCGAAAGCCGUAGACGACGAUGGCGCCAAGACGGUGGAGGCGAUUGAGGAGUCUGUAGUCGCUGUUGCCGCUCCUCCAGCAGAGAAAGAAAAGGAGGAGCCCUCCGCCGAAGUGGCUCCUCAAUCCGAAGAGACCAAAGAAGCCCAAGUUCCUUCACCUCCACCCGAGGAGGUGUCCAUAUGGGGGAUCCCACUUCUCGCAGACGAGAAAAGCGAUGUGAUCUUGUUGAAAUUCUUGAGGGCAAGAGAUUUCAAGGUGAAGGACGCAUUCGCUAUGAUAAAAAACACUGUCAGCUGGCGAAAAGAAUUCGGAAUCGAAACCUUGCUCGAUGAAGAUCUUGGGAACGAACUAGAAAAGGUUGUUUUUAUGCAGGGGUUUGAUAAAGAAGGUCAUCCCGUCUGUUACAACGUCUAUGGAGAAUUCCAAAACAAAGAGCUGUAUCAAAACACUUUUGCUGAUGAAGAAAAACGGUCCAAGUUCUUGAGAUGGAGGAUUCAGUUCCUGGAAAAGAGCAUCCGAAAACUCGACUUCAAUCCUACUGGUAUCAAUACCAUGGUUCAAGUGAACGACCUCAAGAAUUCACCUGGACCUGGUAAAAAGGAACUCAGACAAGCUACCAACCAAGCCCUUAACUUGCUUCAAGAUAACUAUCCCGAAUUUGUGGCCAAACAAGUGUUUAUCAACGUUCCAUGGUGGUACUUGGCUUUCAAUAGGAUGAUCAGUCCUUUCCUGACUCAGAGAACCAAGAGCAAGUUCGUAUUUGCAAGUCCAGCCAAAUCUGCUGAGACCCUCUUCAAAUAUAUUGCUCCGGAGCAAGUACCAGUUCAAUAUGGUGGACUGAGCAGAGAGGGCGAACAGGAAUUUAGCGUGGCCGAUGCCGUCACAGAGGUUACAAUCAAGCCAGCAGCGAAGCAUAGUGUUGAAUUCCCUAUAACUGAGAAUUGUAAUCUGGUUUGGGAACUCCGAGUAGUGGGAUGGGAAGUCAAUUACGGAGCCGAAUUCGUGCCGACCGCCGAAGAUGGGUAUACCGUGAUCGUAUCGAAAACAAGGAAAGUUUCUUCGGUGGAUGAAACCGUGAUCUCCGAUAGCUUCAAGACCGGUGAGCCUGGAAAGGUUGUUCUCACCAUUGAUAAUCAAACAUCAAAGAAGAAGAAACUCCUUUACCGGUCCAAGACCAAGCCUUGUUCUGAUUGAAGCUUUGAAAUGAUCAAUGGGGUUGGAUUUUGUUUUCUUCUUUAUUGGAAAAAUUAUUUUUAUAAAUUUAGAAUCUUUGGGGAUUUAUUUUUAUUUAUAUAUAUUUUUUAAUUAGUUAAUUGGGAUUUUGGUUUUUUAUUUUGGUUAAAGAUGAAUCUGGGAUGAAACUGUGUGUAAUGUGGGAAAAGGAACUGUUUUGUUAUUCUGAAAACUCUUUGUUUCUAAAGUUUGUGUAAAUGUCUUCCUAUUUUGUUCACUAA
This is a messenger RNA of Gossypium raimondii (Peruvian cotton), 2169 nucleotides long. Its product is annotated as patellin-3. Gene Ontology annotation, molecular function: lipid binding. The transcript has 4 exons. NCBI's taxonomy places the organism in Eukaryota, Viridiplantae, Streptophyta, Magnoliopsida, Malvales, Malvaceae. The record is from RefSeq and is a predicted model, not a curated record. Bases 113 to 1909 code for a protein of 598 amino acids.